AUGCUGCGAAAGGUGGCCACUCAUCCGUACAAGACGAUGGUGCGCCGCAUGGCCGCCACGGACGCGGCUGCGAAGUCGCAUGCGAAUAAGGCUGUCCUUCAGCUUGUUCGCUUUGACCCCGAGACGAACUCGUCGCGUGUGGAGAGCUAUGAGUACGACAAGCACCACGAGUAUAUGGUGCUGGACCUGCUGAUCGCUGUCAAGGCUCACCAGGACCCUACCCUAGCUUUCCGUAGCUCGUGCUGCGAGGGUGUGUGCGGUAGCUGCGCUAUGAACAUCAACGGUAUCAACUCGCUGGCCUGCAUUACCUUUGCCCAGCACGUCACGACGGUGGGGCCUCUGCCGAACUUCCCGGUGAUUAAGGACUUCGUCGUGGAUCUGCGCCACUUCUUUCAACAGUACGCGUACAUUCGCCCGUUCGUGCGCAAUGCGAACCUCCACAGAAGUCAGGUGGACAGUAUUGUGGAGCGCUACAACACCAUCUCUCGUGUCCUGAACGGCGUCAGCCCGUCUGAAGGGCAGGCAAUGGAGAAAGUGCAAGAGGAGCUCGCAUCUGUGCAGAGGAGGGAGACGACGGUGGCGGCGCUGCUGCGCAUUGCGGACGCCGCCGUGGAUGCCGGCAACGUGACGCAGGCGCUCUCCGUGCUGGAGAAGGUGGAGCAGCAUGGCGUCGCGCUCGAUGCGGCGAAGGUGACAGAGAUGAUCGAGCGCGCCCUUAAGAACUUUGCGGCCAAGUCCAAGUGA
Messenger RNA from Leishmania braziliensis MHOM/BR/75/M2904, 744 nucleotides. RefSeq lists its product as hypothetical. Gene Ontology annotation, biological process: respiratory electron transport chain; tricarboxylic acid cycle; aerobic respiration. Lineage: Eukaryota; Euglenozoa; Kinetoplastea; Trypanosomatida; Trypanosomatidae. The coding region runs from base 1 to 744 and encodes 247 amino acids. The record is from RefSeq and is a predicted model, not a curated record. The transcript has a single exon. Gene Ontology annotation, molecular function: electron transfer activity; iron-sulfur cluster binding.